GCAUAUUCAUAAUUCCACAUUUCCACAUGUCAUAAAAUACGUGUACAAAUUUACAAAUUACAGUCAUUGAAAAUUGAAGUAGUUGCUGCUAAACUGGACCAGUGGUGCUUUAUUUCAUAGUGAGCAAGUGGCAUAUGUCAUGAAUAUUUGUAUUAUUUAUAAUUCUGUGCAGGAGUUUAUCUGUCCGCCCAGCUGAUCUGUUCUGUCAAGUCUCAAGUUGAGUAAUAAUAUAAUUGGACCUAAUAAAAUGAGCGGGGAUAACUCACCCAACGGCACCGAUUCCAGACGGAAAGUGGCCCUCAUCACUGGUAUUACUGGGCAGGAUGGAUCAUAUCUUGCGGAAUUAUUGAUCGACAAAGGAUAUGAGAUUCACGGCAUAAUACGACGUUCUAGCAGUUUCAAUACUGGUAGAAUUGCACAUUUGUACGCUGACCCAAAAGGACAUCGUGAAGGGAAGAUGAAGCUUCAUUACGGAGAUAUGACUGAUAGUAGUUGCUUGGUCAAGAUAAUUGUUCAAGUUCGACCUUCAGAGAUUUAUAAUUUGGCUGCCCAAAGUCAUGUCAAGGUAUCGUUUGACAUUAGUGAAUAUACUGCAGAAGUAGACGCGGUUGGAACAUUGCGUAUCCUAGAUGCCAUUCGGACAUGUGGAAUGGAGAAAGAGAUUCGAUUUUAUCAAGCCUCCACUUCAGAGCUGUAUGGCAAAGUUCAAGAAGUGCCUCAAAGAGAAACUACACCAUUUUAUCCGCGUUCUCCAUACGCUUGUGCCAAGUUAUAUGCCUAUUGGAUUGUAACAAACUAUCGUGAAGCAUACGACAUGUACGCGUGUAACGGAAUCCUUUUCAAUCAUGAAAGUCCUAGACGAGGAGAAAAUUUCGUGACGCGAAAAAUAACCCGUUCUGUAGCUAAAAUUGAACUUGGACAAAUUCAAUGCUUUGAGCUUGGAAAUUUAAACGCAAAACGAGAUUGGGGACAUGCAAAAGACUACGUGGAGGCAAUGUGGUUGAUGCUCCAACAGGAUAAGCCCGAGGAUUUUGUGAUUGCUACAGGAGAAGCACAUAGUGUGAAAGAAUUUGUCGAAGAGUCGUUUAAGGUAGUGGGGAGAGAAAUAUCAUGGGAAGGUGAAGGAGUAAAUGAAAUCGGAAAAGAGAAAGGCACAGACAUCAUCCGAGUUAAAGUAAACCCAAAGUACUAUCGUCCUACUGAAGUGGAAUUCCUCUUGGGUGACCCAACUAAAGCAAAGGAAAAAUUUGGAUGGAAAUGCAAAGUCGACUUUCUGGCCCUAGUCAAGGAUAUGGUUGAAUCUGAUUUGGAGUUGAUGAAGAAGAACCCAAGUGCCUAAUGUUUUUUACAAUCUGAUAAUCGUUUUCUGCUUUAAAUUUUAUCAAUUUGUUUUAGUUUUCCAAGACAUUCCAUAUUUCCGCACACAGUAUAAUUUUAUGGUUUUUAAAAAUGCACCGUGAAUUUCUACGUAGUGAUACAUGUUUUGCAAAUCGUCAAAUUUUUUCACUUUGUGGAAUUGUCUCGAAGUAUUAUUAUGAAAACUGUAUUUAACAUACGUACUGUUAAAUAAUAAUAAAGUCAAGCCGCACAUCUAAUUUGUCAAUGCA
This is a messenger RNA of Folsomia candida, 1607 nucleotides long. It is a transcript of the gene Gmd, whose product is annotated as GDP-mannose 4,6 dehydratase. Gene Ontology annotation, biological process: GDP-mannose metabolic process. Gene Ontology annotation, molecular function: GDP-mannose 4,6-dehydratase activity. Bases 248 to 1339 code for a protein of 363 amino acids. NCBI's taxonomy places the organism in Eukaryota, Metazoa, Arthropoda, Collembola, Entomobryomorpha, Isotomidae. The record is from RefSeq and is a predicted model, not a curated record. The transcript is spliced from 11 exons.